UCGUAAAUUGGUCAUCACGCCCCCCUCGUAUGUCGGCUCAUGACUAGCGCUUAAGCGCCUCGAGUAGCCUAUAAAUACGCACGACUUGCUCCACCAGGGCACAGUUUUACGCACUCAUCUUGGCAGUCAGAUGAACACGUAGUUUGGCUUGGCCUACAGAAAACAGGAGAGGGAACCACCAAGAAUCGAAGCAAGUCAAAGUUAGAAGGGCUUCAUUUUCAAGUUUACGACAAUGUCGGUUGUGAGUGCCCUACCUUUUCUCCGACCUCUCUACGCGCGGACUCCGAUCUCUCCAGGGCGUCAGCGUCGGCACACACUGCCGGCUAGCGAGUUUCGCUCCCUCAGUCCGGAGGACGCUAUCAGUGUUUUUGAGAUCGAGAGGGAAGCUUUCCUCUCUGUAUCCGGUGAAUGUCCCCUGCAUUUGGACGAGGUGCGUCAUUUUCUCACACUUUGUCCAGAGCUGUCUUUGGGAUGGUUCGAGGAAGGCAGGAUGGUGGCCUUUAUCAUCGGCUCCCUCUGGGACCAGGAACGGCUAACCACGGACGCGCUGACUCUUCACAAGCCCCACGGAUCCACUGUCCACCUCCACGUGCUAGCUGUCCACCGUACCUUCCGGCAGCAAGGCAAAGGCUCCAUCCUGAUGUGGCGUUACCUGCAGUACUUGCGCUGCUUGCCCUACGUCCGCCGCGCCGUCCUCAUGUGUGAGGACUUUCUGGUGCCUUUCUAUCGGAAAUCUGGGUUCAAGGUGAAGGGCCCCUGUGAGAUCACCGUGGGGCCCCUCACCUUCAUCGAGAUGCAAUGCCCCGUCCGUGGCCAUGCUUUCAUGCGUCGCAACAGCGGCUGCUGAGCUGAAUGGUCCUCAGGGCGUGUGAUGUGUUUGAUGUUGCUUGCGUGUUUGUUUUCUGUGGAGACCUGCCCUUGGCCAGUUUUCGGAGUUUACCAACAGCUUGUUGUGGAGGUGUUAACGUCUCAUGCUUUGUUGGCUCUAGCUAUCGAUGUUUGGGAGGCAAAGCUUUCCAGUGUGUUACCGAGGAGUGAUGCCAUGUAUCCAGGCAUCUGCUGUCCAGAACGACUCUACAGCCGUUAGAGGACCUAUAAACAUAAUUUGUUUGUUUUACAGCUGAGGGUGACAAAGACUUCUAUAACGAUUAUAGAAACAAAUGACAAUCGCAAUCAUUUUGUUUUCAGUUAUUUUUUUAUGUUUUACGUUGACAUCUUAUUUAUACUUUAAUUUUACAUCAUGUUUUUUUUAAAUGCUGGACAUUUUUUUAAAAACAUAAAGUCUGUUACUAAAAUGAACCAUGUCUCCAAGAAUGUUAUAUAUUUAAGUUGACUUAAAUGUAGUUUGAAGAAGAGGUUUGAGAGGACAGGAAAAGAAGUUCAGCACUGCAGACUGCAAAAAAAGGUCUUUUUAUUCUAUUUAUUCGCUCCUCCACAAUCUCUGCUGUGUAUUCAGCAGGUGCUACAUCUUAUGGGGGGGUCAGUUAUGGCCUCUUCUCUGUUAGUGUCGUCUGGCUGCACUGGUUGUGUAUUUGUCCAAUAUGAGCAUUAAAAUACUCGUAGCAUCAACUCGCCACCCCCCUUUGAUUGUGGUCUCUUGUGAUUCAAGACACCAUCAAAGAUAUUUGAUUUGUCAGCAUAUGAGCAUUACUCAUUGUACAUGUAGUUCAAGUAGACAUUUAAAUGUAUAAUGGCUUCAAGGAUCGAUCAAUCGAAAUAACAAACCUGCUCAAUUAUGCCAUAAAUGGUUAUGUUGGUUCCAUAUUCAUAUUGUGAUGGCCAUGUGAAGUGACAUCUUUCAAUAAUCUGUUUUUCACUA
Molecule: messenger RNA, 1819 nt
Organism: Clupea harengus (Atlantic herring)
Lineage: Eukaryota; Metazoa; Chordata; Actinopteri; Clupeiformes; Clupeidae
Gene: aanat1
Product: aralkylamine N-acetyltransferase 1
Biological process (GO): circadian rhythm; response to light stimulus
Cellular component (GO): cytoplasm
Molecular function (GO): aralkylamine N-acetyltransferase activity
Source: RefSeq, a predicted model, not a curated record